UCAAAACUAUUCCAAAUGUGCGGGAAAACGGCGACCCUGGCAACAGUACGCACGCGCGUUCUCGCGCGCGAGGAGGACGUCGUGGCCGUGACAUUCCCGUCCGCGAGACGAUCUUCGGGUGAAAAGAUGCGAGACGCGUGCUACACUAACCACACGUUUGAAUACGAUGACGGGAGCACGCGCCGCACGCGCCUGAGCCCAAGAUGUGGCUCGACUCGCGGGGCCAGAGGGGUGGUCUUGAAUGUUCAGGACCUCGAGAUGAUCACUGGAUCUGCAUCUGUUGUCCCCUCCCUUCAAACCCACUUCCGCUUCCAAGACCUGUUGCUAGGAGACCAGACAUUUCAGAAUGAUGACAGGGUUCAUGUGGAGUUUUAUGUGGAUGAAAACACAUUUAAAGAGAGACUUAAACUCUUCUUCAUUAAAAACCAAAGAUCCAGUUUAAGGAUCAGAAUAUUUAACUUCUGUCUGAAGCUUCUGACGUGUGUCCUCUACAUCAUUCGAGUAAUGACGGAUAAUCCGAGUCAACUCCGCAAUACAUGCAUCAACUGUAACAGCACCACACUGACCAAUGACAUCAACUGGGAGCUGAUAUUCUGGGUAGAUAGAAAAGUACCAGUGUGGGCCAUUCAGGUGAUUGUGGCAUCCAUCAGUUUCAUGGAGGCCAUGUUGCUUACGUACCUCAGCUAUAAGGGUAAUAUAUGGGAGCAGAUAUUUCAGGUGUCCUUUCUGUUGGAGAUGUUGAACACUGUUCCUUUCAUCAUAACGAUUUUCUGGCCUCCUCUCAGAAAUCUGUUUAUACCAGUAUUCCUCAACUGCUGGCUGGCCAAGUGUGCUCUGGAGGGUAUGAUAAAUGAUCUACACAGGGCAAUCCAGAGGACACACUCCGCCAUGUUUAACCAAGUCCUCAUUCUCAUCUGCACUCUCUUAUGUCUGGUUUUUACUGGCACAUGUGGGAUUCAGCAUUUAGAGCGAGCCGGUAAGAAGAGUCUGUCUCUCUUUAACGCGUUGUAUUUUUGCAUCGUGACCUUCUCUACGGUGGGCUUUGGUGAUGUGACGCCACAGAUCUGGCCGUCUCAGCUGCUGGUGGUGGUGAUGAUCUGUGUAGCUCUGGUUGUGCUCCCUCUCCAGUUUGAGGAAUUGAUUUAUCUGUGGAUGGAAAGGCAGAAGUCUGGAGGAAACUACAGCAGACAUCGGGCUCAGACAGAGAGGCAUGUGGUGUUGUGUGUGAGCACGCUGAAAAUCGACCUGCUCAUGGACUUUCUCAAUGAAUUCUACGCUCACCCGCACACACAAGAUUAUUACGUGGUGAUCUUGUGUCCGUGUGAAGUGGAUGUUCAGGUGAGGAGGAUCUUGCAGAUUCCGCUCUGGUCUCAAAGGGUCAUCUACCUGCAAGGCUCCGCCCUCAAAAACCAAGACCUGCUCAGAGCCAAGAUGGACGAUGCAGAAGCGUGUUUUAUUCUGAGCAGCAGGAAUGAAGCUGAUCGCAUGGCUGCAGAUCAUCAGACCAUUCUGAGAGCCUGGGCUGUGAAGGACUUCGCUCCAAACUGUCCUCUCUGCGUCCAGAUCCUUAAACCUGAAAACAAGUUCCAUGUUAAAUUUGCAGAUCAUGUUGUGUGUGAGGAAGAGUUUAAAUACGCCAUGUUGGCUCUGAACUGUCUGUGUCCAGCCACUUCUACACUGAUCACCUUACUGGUUCACACAUCUCGCGGCCAAUAUCUUUCUCAAACCUCUUGUAGAGAGGGGCAGCAGUCUCCAGAGCAGUGGCAGAGGAUGUACGGCCGUUGUUCUGGUAAUGAGGUGUAUCACAUCCGUCUGGGUGACAGUAUGUUCUUCAUGGAAUACAACAGCAAGAGUUUCACCUACGCAGCCUUCCAUGCUCACAAAAAGUAUGGCGUGUGUCUGAUCGGUGUAAAGCGAGAAGAUAACAAAAGCAUACUGUUGAACCCUGGACCACGGCACAUCUUGGCUGCCAGCGACACCUGUUACUACAUCAACAUCACCAAGGAAGAAAACUCCGCCUUCAUCUUCAGACAGGAAGCAGAUCAGGGAAAGGGGCGGGGCCACUGUGACAUUUUAAACAGCCCGUCUGGUCUUCCUGUUCACAGCAUCAUUGCGAGCAUGGGAACGGUUGCCUUGGAUUUUCAAAACACAAGUCCCACUAAGAGCGGCGUCAAACUGGCCCCACCCUCAGAGAGCGAAGUAGGAAGUCGCCGCCCGAGCAUAGCUCCGGUGCUGGAGAUCGCCGACUCCGCUUCCUUACUGCCAUGUGACCUCCUCAGUGACCAAUCAGAGGAUGAGACCGGACACUUGGACGAGGACGUAUCGGCCAACGAAUUCGUGAAAGGAUAUCCCCCAAACUCUCCUUAUAUCGGGAGCUCACCAACCCUCUGUCACCUGCUCCGCCAGAAAGCUCCAUUCUGCUGCCUGCGGCUCGACCAGGGCUGUGAGCAUGUCAGCUUUGAGGACGCGAAAGCAUACGGCUUCACAAACAAACUCAUCAUUGUUUCAGCCGAAACUGCAGGAAACGGCCUGUACAACUUCAUCGUGCCUUUAAGAGCCUAUUACAGACCCCGCCGAGAACUCAACCCCAUAGUGCUGCUGUUAGACAACCUACCUGAUGAUCACUUCCUGGAGGCCAUAUCCUGCUUCCCUAUGGUGUACUAUAUGGGUGGCACCAUUGACAAUUUGGACAGUCUGUUACAGUGUGGCGUUCUGUACGCUGAUAAUCUGGUGGUGGUGGAUAAGGAGAGCACAAUGAGCGCAGAAGAAGACUACAUGGCGGAUGCCAAAACCAUCGUCAAUGUGCAGACCAUGUUCAGGUUGUUUCCGAGUCUGAGUAUAAUCACCGAACUGACUCACCCCUCAAACAUGAGAUUCAUGCAGUUCCGAGCGAAGGAUUGUUACUCUCUCGCUCUGUCUAAACUGGAGAAGAAGGAACGUGACAAAGGUUCAAAUCUCGCCUUCAUGUUCCGUCUCCCAUUCGCCGCCGGUCGAGUGUUUAGUAUCAGUAUGCUGGACACACUUCUGUAUCAGUGUUUUGUGAAGGACUACAUGAUCCCGAUAGCCAGACUUCUGCUCGGACUGGACACCACACCUGGAUCAGGAUACCUGUGUGCUAUGCGUGUUUGUGAAGCUGACCUCUGGAUCCGGACAUACGGAAGAUUAUUCCAGAAGUUCUGUUCAUCUAGCUCAGAGAUUCCCAUCGGAAUCUACCGCACAGAGGCACACUCUCCACCUGAGUUUCAGGGCUCCGUCAGCACCGAGGGUUUAAGCGACACCAGGGAGAAGGGGGAGGAGUCAAAGGUCCUCACCCGGAGUUCGUCCAGCGGUGACCAAUCAGAGUACCCGCUCCUGAGAAAGAAGAGCAUGUACUGGACGAGGCGUCUCAGUAGGCGGAGCGUGAAGAGGAGCGAUUCCUCCCUUAGCUUCAUCCAGCAGCGUAUGGGCGUGUCUCGCCGCUCGGAGAGGGAGGAGCUUACGGAGCUCGUCAGGAACCGCAUGCAACACCUGGGGCUGCACACAGCCGGAUACAAAGAUGUCACAAAUCUAACAGCAAGUGAUGUUAUGAACAGAGUAAACUUAGGCUAUUUGGAAGAUGAUCUGAAUGACCAGCAGAACUCCAUUUCAUAUGUGCUCAUAAACCCCGCCCCGGACACAGUGCUACAGCUCAACGAUGUUGUGUUUCUGAUUCGUCCGGAUCCGCUGGCUCACGUUCCUGAUGCUCCGCCCACACAAUCCCGCCGCUGCGGGUCCUCGGCGGACACACCAGAACUCAACAAAGUUUAACCAGUGACAAUAUGUCGAUUAGAUCAAAUACAGCCGCUGUGAAUCAGGUAACACUGAGAAUACUGCAGAACAGUGAUGUCUUAAAAAUUAAACAUUUAUUUUUUAUUAAAUGUUGAACUUUUCACCAGCUCUUUAAGCUCUUACAGUGAUGUAAUCUCUUGAUGGUUCAUAUAUUUAGAUUUAUCUGUAAUAUUUUGGUCUAAACACAGCACUUUAAUACUAGAAAAUUUAGGGAAAUGUGGCUUUUAAUUGUGAGGUUACUGUGUUUGAGGAAUGUUGUGCAAUGGUGUAAAAGUUACCAUGUUCCAUCAGUAAACAACAGGGAUUGUUAUUUUAACCUGUGAAGUGUUGCUUUCUCACACAAGACAGCAGGGGGCGCCAUCUUACGUCAUUGUGUUCUCUCCGUGCAGGAGGCUUCUUUCAAAACAAAUAAAUACAGCAAUCGGGUUGCAAACAUAUUUACAAUGUGCAUUUAUAAGUUUAGUUUGUUUGCCAUGUGUUUUCCUUCUUGUUUAUACAUUUGUUUCUGUUUACAAACAAACAUCUUAAAAUUUAUUUUUCUGCAAUAUUUGGAGUUGAAAUUGUCUGAAUGUUACAUUAGAUUACAAAACAUAAAAGCAAGCAGCAUUUAUUUAAACCGAGCACAUGCACACGUUUCAAGCAAAGGAUUUUGCAAAGAUGUGAUAAAAAUAAGUGACAGAAAUAUAGAUAUGAUGUAAAAAUCUUAGAUAAAAGUAAUAAAAUAUGUUAUGGGCCCGGAAAACAUACUCCUAAUUGACAUUUUUUACUUGAAAUUUUUCUUUUUCAAGAAAAAGUUGGAUCUUAUCUGGAACAUAUGAGUUCACAGUCUCUCGAAAAAGCUGUUGUAAAUAACAUCCUAAAGUUAGGAUAACUUCACAUCUGUCCUAAAUCUCAAAACGUAAGAUAUUUUAAACACUACAUUUAUUUGGCCGUUUCAAAUAUUAUACAUAUGGUGUUGAGUCAGAAACCCCAAAGAUUAGUUUAGCAAUGAGGAAUUUCAUAUUAAUUUAAUGAUUAUGAAGUCCAACUUUCUGACUUUAUCAAUUUUGUCUUCAUUAUUAAAAAGCAGAGUUCUUUUACAUUUAUUCAAAGUGAAUCAAAACAAUGAAGGAUUUUUUUCAGAAGUGAUGCAAAGUCAGUCGUGAGAAAUACUUCAGCAUCAUUUGUUUGCAGAUGAUACUUGCUUUGAUGUUGUGUUAUACAACGCAGUGACAUUCUAGCUGCAUACUAGUAACAAAAAAGUGGAACGUGUUGUUAUUCUAAUUACCAUGUAAUUUAAUAGAUUGUAAUUUGUCAGAUAUUUUUGUGGAUCGUGUGCCUUUAAAAAUUAAAGUGUUUACAGCAUACAGUGUUUUUGUGUGUGUGUGUGUG
Triplophysa rosa is the source of this 5178-nucleotide messenger RNA. It is a transcript of the gene kcnt1a, whose product is annotated as potassium sodium-activated channel subfamily T member 1a. The coding region runs from base 16 to 3786 and encodes 1256 amino acids. Gene Ontology annotation, cellular component: membrane. The record is from RefSeq and is a predicted model, not a curated record. Gene Ontology annotation, molecular function: intracellular sodium-activated potassium channel activity. Lineage: Eukaryota; Metazoa; Chordata; Actinopteri; Cypriniformes; Nemacheilidae. Gene Ontology annotation, biological process: potassium ion transport. The transcript is spliced from 32 exons.